Messenger RNA from Ectocarpus sp. CCAP 1310/34, 276 nucleotides. Lineage: Eukaryota; Phaeophyceae; Ectocarpales; Ectocarpaceae. The record is from the annotation of a GenBank genome assembly.
AUGUGCGUCUGCAGCAAGGGCCGUCACUCCAACCCGCGAACCCAUUCAUUCACGCAUCCCUCCCUGACCUGCCAGCUUAAGGCCCGGAGAACCUUGCUCGUGGGUCUGGGCAGCGACAUCGAGUACCACGCCACUAACGCGAUGCUGGCGUCCCGAGAAGAAGAGUUGGGCAUGCCGCACGUGCGGCUUGCCUACGACGGACUCGCCGUUGAUGUCGAUUUGUGAAUGGCCCGUGGGCAGCUGCGUAGUCAGGACUUGGGUGUAGUCAACGAGCUU